AUUUGUAAACGUCGGUAACACAUCCCUGCACCCGAAGCCGAGCGAUCGCUUUUACUCCUUGCCUUCACCUUUCUUCCACCUCCCGAUCGUCCCCCUUCUCAUCACUCCAUCGCACCGAUCUCACGUCAGACCGCCUCCACUAAAACCCUAGCCCUUCCCAACCCGAUGUCCGCGCCGGCGGCAGCGGCGGUGGAGGGGGCCGCGGCGGCGGCGUCGCCACUGCCCGCGGCCCCGCCGGGGCCGCGGCCGUACGAGGUGGCAGUCGCGGCGGCGGAGCUCCGGCCGGUGGACUACAACCUCUCGGCGCUGUGUGAUCACGUCCAGGCCGAGGGGUUCGGCUCCGGGGCUUUCUCUGACGUUGUCAUCGAGGCCAUGGGGGCCACCUACCGCCUCCACCGCCUCAUCCUCUCCCGCAGCGCAUACUUCAGGAAUAUGCUACAUGGCCCUUGGAGAGAGGCUGGAGCACCUGCAGUGGUCUUGCAUAUAGAUGAUGCUAAUGUUAAUUCAGAGGCCAUUGCAAUUUCAUUGGCAUAUCUUUAUGGGAAACCUCCCAAGCUUAAUGAUAACAAUGCAUUUCGGGUGCUUGCAGCUGCAUCAUUUCUGGAUCUUCAGGACUUAUGUACAAUAUGUACAGAUUUUAUUAUUUCCGAGCUUUGGACAUCAAACUUUUUACAAUAUCAGUUGUUUGCGGAGAGUCAAGAUUAUGGUAGUCAUGGAGAACGUGUUAGAAAUGCUUGCUGGGGUUAUCUUUGUCAAAGUGCCACACUGGAACUACGAGAGGUGCUUCCAAAGCUUUCUUCACAAACUUUGCAUGCUCUCCUUACAUCCGAUGAAUUGUGGGUACCUAACGAGGAGAAACGGUUUGAACUAGCAUUGUUCACUCUACUUGCAAAGGUAACUAUGUGGGAGUUACAAGUUAGUGGGAAUGAAACAAGUUCACCAAAUGCUGAUCGUUCCAUGAGGAAAGGGAAGACUCCGAUGAACAAACUUGAUGAGGAACAGCUAACAGUGUCUGAAUUGCAGAACUUGAAGUUGCAUGAUGAUUUUAGGAGUGAAAUUGGCCAUAACAUUAUCGAUGUUUCAGAUAUGAAUUGUGAAGCUUCCAAGAGGACGGUGAGUAAUGUUUCUACAGGAGGACCAUCUGGAGAAAGCACUUCGUAUCAAUUGACUGAAAACAUUUGGCUUUCUAGUGAGCAAACUACAAAGAAUUAUUUCUCGAGAACUUCCAGUAAUGGGCUUAUUCCUACUGAGUGGGGAAGGCCCAAUGCACCACUUUGGGGUGGCAGGGUUGUUGGUCGGCAGCAGGUUAGAUGCAUUAAGGGGAACUCUUGUCUAUCUACUGAUGAAUAUAAUGCCUUUAUGAAUAUAUUCGAAAGGGGUUCUCUUCUCUACUGUAAUAUGUCAUUUGAUGCACUGUUAAGUGUUCGAAAGCAACUUGAAGAAUUUGGGUUCCCUUGCAAAGCUGCCAAUGACGGUCUUUGGCUACAGAUGCUUCUGUGUCACAGAGUUCAAGCCAUAAUUGCUGAUACUUGCAGAAACUGUUGCCUUACAAGUAAUUCUUGCGCUUGCAAACAAGCAUAUGUAGGCUCGCAUAGCCACUACAGGCAGGAGCAUGACCGGAGCAAUGCUUCUGGUACUAUAGGUACUGUCUACCUUGCAGAUGCCCAGGGAGAUGGGAAUGGUGUGCUUGGGUCUGUGCGUGUUAACGUAAGAGGAGCAGUUGAUGGACUUGCUGGUAUUGGGAGAGGAAACUCAAAUGUGCCUGGUGCAGCUUGGGCUCCUACGCGUUAUGUCUUCUCCCGUGUUCCUUACGGGCUCGGUUCAAGAAAUGGCCAGCAACCAUUUGCCAAUGAUGAAUCGGAAGCUAGAAUUGAUCGCAAUGGAGAUAUUUCAGUAGAUGGUCUGACUGCAUUGGUUCCAGAAAACAGUGCUGCUCAUCAGCAGGCAGAAAGUCUAUUUGAGACAGGUAUCCAGACGAGAUAUUGUAGUGUUGCAUCUGUUUCCACUCCAGGUGGUUCAUCUGUCCAGAUGCAGGAGUCAAAGGAGCAUGAGCUUGGGCCAGAUUGGGAAACUGCAGAGGACGCAACUAUAUCAUUAGACAUGAAAACACCACUUAGUCAUUUUCCUCCUUUCCGCUUUGGGGUUGAGUUUGAAGAUGUGCACAGGCUUGCUGAUGGUCAGGUGAAACAUUCCACUGAAGUAUUCUAUGCAGGCUCUCUGUGGAAGGUAAGUGUUCAGGCAUUCAAUGAUGAGGAUCCUCAUGGGCGACGCACCCUUGGACUUUUUCUUCACCGACGCAAGGCUGAGUUGUUAGACCCCUUGAAGAAGGUCCACAUGUACAUAGACCCCCGCGAAAAGGUUACGGCACGGUAUCAGCUCAUCUGUCCAUCGAAGAGAGAGAUCAUGAUAUUUGGAAGUCUGAAGCAGGCUGGGACGCUGCUACCGAAAGCCCCAAAGGGUUGGGGUUGGCGCACUGCUAUAUUGUUUGAUGAGCUUGCAUAUCUUCUCCAGGGUGGAGCCCUGCGAAUCGCUGCAGUAGUCCAGGUUGUCUAAGCCAACAUUUGCGGCAAAGAACAACCUGCAAGGCUGGCGAUAUAAUUGUAUUGUAUGUAGUUGAUACCUGCAAUAACUUGAUAUAUAUCGUUGAAAUGCUCCACUGCUUAGUCAUGUGCUCAUGUUCUGAAGUGUGUAAGGUCAUCUCCAAUAGUUACUCUAAAAUUUUAUCUCAUAUAAUACUAUUAUAACAUCUUCUAA
Messenger RNA from Phragmites australis (common reed), 2754 nucleotides. RefSeq lists its product as uncharacterized. Gene Ontology annotation, molecular function: protein binding. The record is from RefSeq and is a predicted model, not a curated record. Lineage: Eukaryota; Viridiplantae; Streptophyta; Magnoliopsida; Poales; Poaceae. The coding region runs from base 166 to 2553 and encodes 795 amino acids. The transcript is spliced from 13 exons.